Molecule: messenger RNA, 1683 nt
Organism: Microthlaspi erraticum
Lineage: Eukaryota; Viridiplantae; Streptophyta; Magnoliopsida; Brassicales; Brassicaceae
Source: the annotation of a GenBank genome assembly
AUGGGAUCGAAUUGCGAUGGGGAUUCGAAUUUGAAAGCCGAAAUCGAAGAAUCCAAUGGUUCUGGGAAACCUAGGGUUAUUUGCCCUAACGACGUUUCAACAUCCCGAAGAACCCUAAUCAGUGCUGGUAAACCCAAGAGCUGGUCGUUCAGUGGUUUGCCCGAUGCAUCGACUAGAUUCAAGCUUCUGAAAUUAGGUUCUCCUUCCGCUCGAUUCAAAAAAAUGGCCGAGGAGAGAGACGAAGUUUCACGGUCAGUGACGACGACGACGACGAGCUCGUCAUCGAGCAGCCACAAUUUCCGGGAACGAAUCAGCGGCGUGCUUCACCGGAAAAUCGACUGGAGCUCUCUGAUGCACAUGGGGAAGCAAUGGAUUAAGAACCCAAUCAACAUGGCUCUCUUCGUGUGGAUACUCGCCGUCGCCGUCUCCGGUGCGAUCCUCUUCAUGGUGAUGACUGGUAUGUUGAAUCACGCUCUGCCUAAGAAGUCACAGAGAGACGCUUGGUUCGAAGUCAACAACCAAAUCCUCAACGGCUUGUUCACUCUCAUGUGUCUUUAUCAGCAUCCGAAACGCUUUUACCACUUGGUGCUGCUUUGUAGAUGGAAGCACGAUGAUAUCGCUAAGCUUAGGAAAGCGUAUUGCAAGAACGGGACUUAUAAACCUAACGAGUGGAUGCAUAUCUCUGUUGUCAUCUUCUUGCUUCACUUGAAUUGCUUUGCUCAGUAUGCGCUUUGUGGUCUUAACGUUGGAUACAGAAGAUCGGAGAGACCUCCUAUUGGUGUCGCUGUGUGUCUCUCUGUUGCCAUUGGAGCUCCUGCUGUUGCUGGUUUGUACACUAUACUAAGUCCAUUGGGGAAAGAUUAUGAUGAUGAUGAUCAUGAUGAUGAGGAGAAUCAAGUGGAGCGUGAAGAAGGGUCUGUGAGUCGCAGGGGAGGGUUAGAGAGGAGGUACUCGUUUGCUUCUGGUUCUGCUGCUGAUGAGAUGGUUCCGGUGAGUGAGCCUGAAUGGAGUGGUGGGGUUUUGGAUAUUUGGGAUGAUAUUUCCUUGGCUUAUCUGUCUCUUUUCUGUACCUUUUGUGUGUUUGGGUGGAACAUGGAGAGAGUUGGGUUUGGGAACAUGUAUGUGCACAUAGCUACGUUUAUACUGUUCUGUUUGGCUCCGUUCUUUAUAUUCAACUUAGCUGCGGUGAAUAUUGAUAACGAGACGGUUAGGGAGGCGCUGGGGAUAUCUGGGAUCCUUCUUUGUUUGUUUGGUUUGCUCUAUGGGGGUUUCUGGAGGAUUCAGAUGAGGAAGAGGUUUAAGUUGCCUGGUUAUAAGUUCUGCUUUGGAAGAGAAGCGGUUGCUGAUUGUACGCUUUGGUUGUUUUGUUGCUGGUGUUCUUUGGCGCAAGAGGUUAGGACUGCAAACGCUUAUGAGAUAGUGGAGGAUAAGUUCUGUCAGAGAACGGAGGAGAAGAGUUUGGUGUCUCCUCUGCCGCGUGAGGACGGUGUGUUUGAUCCUAGGGUUGGUCUCGGGAGCUCGCCGAAGAACGUAAGUGGGGCGAGUUCUCCUAGCCCGAGUAGGUUUUGGAAAGAGGUGCAUAGUCCAGAUUUACAGACGGCUAGAGAGAAAGAUGAAGGUGAAAGGGAGGUUGAGGUUGUUCUGACUCCACCGUCUCCUUUGUCUAUACACAGAGAAGCUUGA